AUUGCUUCAUUCCAUAUUUCUAAGUAACAAAACAAAACAAAAAAAGGGUCACGCGUGAGAUAUAAAAGAAGAUCCUUUGCAGUUUCUGUGUUCUUGCUUCUUCUUCUUCAUCAUCUCUCUUUAGUCUUUAUAUUUGAUACUGUCCGAAUAAUAAUAAUAACAAAAGCUCAGUCUUUUUGUCUUUUCUCUUUGAAAUAUUUUCGAGUGAUUUAAGGACAGAAACAAGAACUAAAGUUUGUAGAGAGAAUAAGACUUCUCGUACUAUCUUUUCUCGUGUUCGUUCGUAUGACAGAUUAAAUAAUUAGUUUUUUUAUCUUUCUUUCUUUGCUUUUGUCCUUGUCUGAGAGUGGGCGAUAAUGCCUAGAGAAAAGGGUUUUUAAAAAAGAUUUGAUCUUUUGUUCUUGUUUGGGUUUAAAAGAGCAACGAUACUACGAUGCAAAGAGUACACAAUAAACCGAUUGAUUCAAUCGGAGCUGUUAAACACUUGAUCAAACAGAGCAACGGCUGCGGCGACGGUGGUGGGGUGACCGCGGCGGCGACGAAUAUGCAAGAACCGAGUAUCGAGACUGAUAAGCUAAGCUACGAGAUUUUCUCUAUUCUCGAAAGCAAGUUUCUUUUCGGGUACGAUGAUGAUGACUCGAAGCUUAUGGAAUCAAGGAGCAGAGACCCGAGUCCUGAGCAAGAAACGGUGGUUGAAGCUUUAAACGGCGUCGUUCCGGGUUCGAUCAAGAACCAGAGAGGUAAAGUCUGUGUUUUGAGUAUCGACAGUGGUGGUGGGAUGAGAGGGAUCAUACCCGGGAAAGCUUUGGCGUAUUUGGAACACGCUCUCAAAUCUAAAUCGGGUGAUCCGAAUGCCCGAAUCGCCGAUUACUUCGACGUUGCUUCCGGUUCCGGUAUCGGCGGGAUUUUCACGGCGAUGCUUUUCGCGUCCAGUGAUGGUAACCGUCCGAUCUUUAAAGCGGAGGACACGUGGCGGUUUUUAGCUAAGAAAGGUAAAAGCUUUUACGGCAAGUCGUCGUCAUCAUCACCGUCGCAGGGGAUUUUAAACCGGGUUAUGAGAACCGGGUCGGGUGGGUCGGGGGGUUCUAAGCUUGAGAAAGCGAUGAAAGAGUCGUUCGAGGAGCUUACGCUUAAGGACACGCUUAAACCGGUUUUGAUUCCUUGCUACGAUCUCACUAGCUCUGCGCCGUUCUUGUUCUCACGUGCUGAUGCGUUGGAAACUGACGGUUAUGAUUUCAAGCUGUGGGAGGUUUGUAAAGCCACGUGGGCUGAGACUGGAGUGUUUGAGCCUGUGGAGAUGAGAUCAGUUGAUGGUAAGACACGGUGCGUGGCGGUUGAUGGUGGUUUAGCUAUGAGUAAUCCUACGGCUGCAGCGAUCACUCAUGUCUUGCAUAAUAAGCAAGAGUUUCCGUUCGUUAGAGGUGUUGAGGAUUUGCUUGUCUUGUCACUUGGUACGGGACAGUUGGUUGAUGUGAAGUAUGAUUGUGAUAAGGUUAUGAAGUGGAAGUCUAAACAUUGGGCUCGACCUGCUGUUCGGAUCUCUGCGGAUGGAGCGGCUGAUACUGUGGACCAGGCUGUUUCUAUGGCGUUUGGUCAGUGCCGUAGGAGUAACUACGUUCGUAUUCAGGCGAAUGGUUCAAGCUUCGGUCCAUGCAAACCGAAUAUAGACACAGACGCAAGUCCAAGCAAUGUGAAUAUGCUUGUGGGAGUAGCAGAAGAGAUGUUGAAGCAGAAGAACUCAGAGUCUGUUCUGUUUGGUGGUAAAAAAAUCAAUGAAGAGAGCAACUAUGAGAAGCUGGAUUGGUUAGCCGGUGAACUCGUGCUCGAGCACCAGAGGAGGAGUUGUAGAAUCGCUCCCACUGUCGCGUUCAAGCAAUCCGGCGACAGAAGAGCCGAUCAGCAGACGAUUUUUAAGGAUAUUGAUUGUAUGUUUUGAUGAUUUUAAAAUUGUAUAGAUUUGUGUUUUUUAAGUUCCGAGAAGAAAGUGAACAUUAUCUUCGAAAUAGGCUUUAAUUAUUCCUUAAGAUAUAUGUUAUUUUUCAUCGACUCAAAAA
This is a messenger RNA of Camelina sativa (false flax), 2054 nucleotides long. RefSeq names its product patatin-like protein 6. The record is from RefSeq and is a predicted model, not a curated record. Gene Ontology annotation, biological process: lipid metabolic process. Lineage: Eukaryota; Viridiplantae; Streptophyta; Magnoliopsida; Brassicales; Brassicaceae.